CCUGAUGACCUCCAAACCUGUUCAAGAAAUGACUUGAAUAGAACUUGUCUGACAUGAAGUCGCCCAGAAGAUCUCAAAAUCUGCAACAAAACUGUCAAGAUACAAAGAAAUUCAAGAACAGCGGCUUCCUCUGCCUUGGAGUUGAUGGCUGAGCUCACUCAGUUUGUGAGAGGACACAGUAGACUGACUGACUACUGCUGUUGGCUCGUUUGAAUUCUCCCUGUAGUUCUUCGACUUCUCGCCAUUCUCACUGCUCCUUUGAAGUCCGAUCCAAAUUUCCCUUAUAUUUUCUUCAAUUGCGUGAUAUUGAAAAUAGUUUUGGGAAUUACGUCGUGCCCGGAGGACUCCGGCGAGUUGUGUUCUUGAGCCAGGUGAGGAAAAAGCGCCGUCAUGUUUGCGGCCUUGGCUGCAAGACCAGAAUUUAAUGUAAACCACACCUAAAAAAACAAAUAUCCUCCAGCUUCAAUGUUUGCGGUAUGUUUUCAUUGUAUUUUGUUUGUUUAUUGGGUGUAAUUCAUAGUUAACCAUUAAUUCAAGGGGAUAUGUUCUAGUACCAUCCGUGAGCUGAAUCCGCGAUGUAGAGAGCCCGUAUAACAAACAUUUUAUUAUAGUUUUACCUAUCUCGCAUGCUUUACACUCUUAAAUCUACAAAAAUUGACUUUUUAAAGUACUCCUCAGUGCUUGCUCUCAUUUGGGACAAGGCAAGGGAGGGAAUUUUUAUAACAUCACUUUGAGGAAAUGAGGACUUGGUCAUGCAGUUUUGCUCGCAUCGAGCUGUUUCUCAUUCCCAAUUCUACUAUAAAAUCAACACAUAAAAUAAUUGAACAUAGUGGCUCAGAUAAUGGAAGGAUAGAAGUAAAAGUAAACCAAACAUCUUAAUGAAGGUCUGAUAGCUUAAUGCUAACAUAUGAUGCAAAACGCCAUAGAUGGACUAAUGUAAAAUGGCAGUGUUGUUUGUAUUUAUGACGUCAAAAUCUCUGUACAGGUAAAUAGCGGACGUAAGGACAAGAAAAAAAAAUGAACGGCGACAUCUGCACCAUCCACGUUGACGGCAUCCCUCUGGACACGCUCAGUAAGGUUCAAACCUACCUGAAGCCGUUCACGCUGUCCCUGGAGGUCCUCCAGCAAGUUUCCGCUCGACUGGAGCGCGACCUGAGGCGAGGCCUGGGCAAACACUCGCACCACAGAGCCGCCGUCCAGAUGCUGCCCACCUUCGUCACGGCCACGCCGGACGGGACGGAAAAAGGCGACUUCCUGGCUCUGGACCUCGGCGGGACCAACUUCCGGGUGCUCCACGUGCGAGUGCUGGAGGAAGAGCAGAGGAUGGUGAAGAUGGACAGUCAGAUCUGCGCCAUCCCGCAAGAGAUGAUGCUGGGGACCGGAGAAAAGUUGUUCGACCACAUCGCCGCCUGUCUGGGGGAAUUUAUCAAGUCGCAGAAUCUGCAGGGGAAAAUUCUUCCACUGGGCUUCACCUUCUCCUUCCCGUGCCAUCAGAAGGAAAUUGACAAGAGCAUCUUGAUCCGCUGGACUAAAGGCUUCCAGUGCUCCGGAGUGGAGGGACAAGAUGUGGUGAAGCUCCUGCGAGAGGCCAUUCACAGGCGAGGGGAUUACGACGUCGGCUCCAUCGCCAUGGUCAACGACACGGUGGGCACCAUGAUGAGUUGCGGCUACAGGGACCAAAGCUGCGAGAUCGGCAUGAUCAUCGGCACGGGUACCAACGCGUGCUACAUGGAGGAGAUGAAGAACGUGAAGCGCGUGGAGAGCGACCUCGGACGCAUGUGCAUCAACACCGAGUGGGGCGGCUUCGGCGACAACGGCUCGCUCAACGACAUCCGGACCGAGUUCGACGUCACAGUGGACAAGACCUCCAUCAACCCCGGCAUCCACACCUUCGAGAAGAUGAUCAGUGGCAUGUAUCUGGGUGAGAUCGUGCGCCUCCUGCUGGUGAGGAUGACAAAUGACGGGCUGCUGUUCAAGGGCCGGGCGUCUGAGACGUUGCUGUCGCCGGACGGAUUUCAGACCAAGUACAUCUCUCAUAUUGAAGAGGAGGCCGUCGGCCUGGAGAACGGCAGGAAAAUCCUGAGCAACAUGGGCCUGACCUUUGACCCGGUGGACGUGCGCGUGGUGCGCAUGGUCUGCGACACGGUGUCGUCACGCUCCGCUCGCCUGUGCGCCGCCGCCCUGGCCACCCUCAUCACCCGCAUUCGGGUCGGGCGCGGCCUGGACCGCCUAAAAACCACGGUGGGGGUGGACGGCUCGGUGUACCGGAAACACCCCAACUUCAGUGCCGAACUCCAGGCCACGGUGCGGCUGCUGGCCCCCGAGUGCGACGUCGCCUACCUGCUCUCGGAGGACGGCAGCGGCAAAGGCGCCGCCAUGGUGACGGCCGUGGCGCAGCGGCUGGCCCGCCAGUCCCGCCUGCUGGAGGAGAGCGAAGGCGAGGAUAGCGAUGACGAAGACCAGUAA
Messenger RNA from Syngnathoides biaculeatus (alligator pipefish), 2466 nucleotides. Its product is annotated as hexokinase-2-like. Lineage: Eukaryota; Metazoa; Chordata; Actinopteri; Syngnathiformes; Syngnathidae. Bases 1018 to 2466 code for a protein of 482 amino acids. Gene Ontology annotation, cellular component: mitochondrion; cytosol. Gene Ontology annotation, biological process: intracellular glucose homeostasis; glycolytic process; glucose 6-phosphate metabolic process. The record is from RefSeq and is a predicted model, not a curated record. Gene Ontology annotation, molecular function: fructokinase activity; D-glucose binding; glucokinase activity. The transcript is spliced from 12 exons.